AUGGCUCUGCGACCACCCGCGGCAGGGACUCUACUGCCAUCGCAGGCCUUCAGCGUUGAGAUUGCUGGCCACAGCGUUUUACACUGGGCCCGGCUACUCUCGGCGAAGCUCAGCGAUAAGCCUCUUGAAGUCGGUCAUGCUAGGAGCUUCCCUCGGUUGCUGAUGAUGAUGAGAGCCCCUGAGGCUACGGGUGACUUAUCGCACCUACCACGGGUGGCGAUGGUUGACGACUUGGCGUAUUGUCUGCACUCUAUGGUGUGGGGGAAGUCACCAAGGCAGGCGAACGGCUACCUUCAAGGCCUCACUGGCUGGUCGAAGCAUCCGUUACAUCUGAAUCUGAUAAGGGAGUGUGCAUUGGCUACUGGUGACCUCGACAGUGUUAUCAAAGUGGACGCUACGGUGAAGACCAUCCGUGUUGAUCACUCUAAAAUAAGGAGACAGACUGUCGUGUGUGAGAUGAAGUGCUGGGAGAAAAUUCAGAAUCUUCGUAAUCAGCUCGCUCGAGGAGAAUUCGAUCAGCUUGUUGAGUGGGAAAUCGACAAGUAUUUGUCGAGACUAUUACGGUCGGGUCAGGUGAGGACUUCGAGGGAGGUAUUUAGACUGUGGUUACUACUGGAAGCGGCGGCCGCCACUCGGAUGGCCAUAAGAGUCCUCUCGAAACGACGUGAGUUCUUCCUUGAAAAUGAGGAGAGGCGUCAACGGUGGCCGGCAAGGCAGCUGAUAGUCUAUGAUUUGGAGACUGUUCAUGACAGCGACACGGUAUUUGGCGAUAGAGAAGAUCUCAAGUGGUUGGAUCGAACCCGGGUCGUUCAGUUCGCUGCACGUAAUUAUACCACUGGCGAGGAAGUCUUCGUGGAGUGUCGAUCGCCCUAUGAGUGGUCGACGUUGUCCAGCAGCGCUCAGAAGUUCUGCAGGGCGUCAGGGUCGGGCAAGAGGCCUUUUAAUGCCAGUCUGCCUCUAUUCCCGAAGGCUUGGAGGGAUACUGUGAUACCCUUUCUGCAGAGACAGCGUUGCCGAGGUCCAUUGGUAAUGGCUGCAUUCAAUGGUAAGCAGUUCGACAACCGAGUGAUGAAGCACUAUGGUCUACCCGGGUGGCGCCCAUUGAGGAAGAUCGACCCGUUGAUAGCAGCACGACGAGUUGGUCACCCUCAUAGUGGCUUUUCGUUGUCGUCACUGUACCGGUAUAGAGUAGGAGGGUGGGCACCAGGGGUCCACACUGCCCAAGGGGACGUAGACAUGCUUGUGGAUCUAAUCAGGGAAUGGCCGGAGCUUAAUGAGGCUGUGAUGGAGGACUUCAAUAGCGUCGACCGAAGGAGGAGAAGGUCUCGACAACACCUGCGGUACUCCUUUAAUUCACAAUAG
Messenger RNA from Perkinsus marinus ATCC 50983, 1362 nucleotides. RefSeq lists its product as hypothetical. Bases 1 to 1362 code for a protein of 453 amino acids. Lineage: Eukaryota; Perkinsozoa; Perkinsida; Perkinsidae. The record is from RefSeq and is a predicted model, not a curated record. Gene Ontology annotation, molecular function: nucleic acid binding. The transcript has a single exon.